Penicillium macrosclerotiorum is the source of this 861-nucleotide messenger RNA. RefSeq names its product oxidoreductase 2OG-Fe(II) oxygenase family. The record is from RefSeq and is a predicted model, not a curated record. The coding region runs from base 1 to 861 and encodes 286 amino acids. Gene Ontology annotation, molecular function: dioxygenase activity. The transcript is spliced from 2 exons. Lineage: Eukaryota; Fungi; Ascomycota; Eurotiomycetes; Eurotiales; Aspergillaceae.
AUGUUCGAUCUUACCAACGAGACAUUCUCGCUUGGACAAUCUAUACUGGAUAGCUACGCUUACAACCCUCCUUAUGAUCUUACAGGCUAUAAACAGAAAGGCAAACUAAGGACUGACAAUGGUAAAAUGGAUUGCAUGGAAUUGUACUCUAUCAAUCAAGAUGAUAUCCUUGGAAACUGUCAACGACGAAGGAAUGUCGGCUCUAUCGAAGCGAAUCGACUUCAAAUUCGAAAUUUUAUCCAACAAUCUCGCACAGUGUCUGAAGUGAUUUUGGCGCAACUUGACGGUCAAUUGGGGCUCCAACCUGGUACCCUAGCUGCACUCAGUCCACUGGAUCAACCGUCAGAUAGUUCAGUGCGACUUUUGCUCGCACAGCCACAACUCAAUCCUCAAACCGAUUCCAUCACCUUAGGCGGCCAUACCGAUAUUGGCACGAUUACCCUGCUCUUCAAUGUGAUUGGUGGACUGCAGAUCCUUCCAGCUAGAUCUGAGAAUGUGAUGGCUAAUUGGCGCUAUGUGAAGCCAGAGGUAGGGUGUGCGAUAGUAAAUAUUGGUGAUACUAUCGUUGAGUGGACUGGCGGACUGCUGCGUAGUUCGUUGCAUCGCGUGGUGACUGCUCCAGGCAAACAAGCCCUGGUCCCGCGUCGGAGUGUAGCCUAUUUGGCUCGUGCACAAAAAAAUGCUUCAAUGAGAAGGCUGAGGAGUGGCCUGAUUUCUCCACUCGAGAAGGACCACGAAGAAACAUGUACGGUCACUGAAUGGGCCGCCUGGCGAUCUCAGCAAAUAAUUCGUGGGGAACUGAAGCCUCAAACUAGAGGUGGAAAGACGCGCGAUGAGUGCGAAUCAUCCCCACAGAUAUAA